AUGGCGGUGCACUCCAAACCAAUUCUGCCCGACCGGUCGAUCAAGAGCGUCGUUUCGCAGCUGCUAGAGCUCUAUGUUGCAAACCGCACACGCAUCUCCCGUGCCGUCUACUUAACACUCCUGCUCGCCCUCGUAAACCGUAUCCGUCAUGCUAUAUCUGAGCAAAAGGCCGCCUCUGCUCGCGAAGCAGCGAAAAGAAACUCAGGCACAACAUCAAGCGAUGCGCAAGACUCAGCAAGUAAGAAGAAGGUUGAGCUAAAUCGCGAGUUUUUCCGGUCGCUGUUGAAGUUGCUGAAGAUUGUUAUACCGGGCGCCGCGAGUAAGGAAGCUAGGCUGCUCUUAAGUCAUAGCUUCUUCCUCGUCGUGCGAACUCUUAUCAGUCUAAAGGUAGCGGAGAUGGAUGGCGCAAUUGUCAAGGCCCUCGUCAAAGGAAGUGGAAAGGAAUUCUUGACGAGGAUAGUAUGGUGGAUGCUGAUUGCUAUGCCUGCGACCUUCACUAACUCUAUGCUAUCAUACCAUCAGGCCGAACUCUCACUGAAGUACCGAACACGGUUGACUCAAUAUAUUCACGAUCAAUAUCUCUCCAAGCUCACGUUCUAUGGCAUAUCUGCUUUGGAUGAUCGGAUAAAGAACCCCGAUCAGGUAAUAUCGGUAGAUGUUGCUAAGUUCUCAAAUAGUCUGGCUGAGCUAUACAGUAACUUAGCCAAGCCGUUACUAGAUAUGACAAUUUAUACGUGGUCAUUAUCUAAGAGCGUUGGUGGCGAGGGUGUGGUUUUCAUGUCUCUGCUUGUUCAGCUAUCGGCCAACGUCAUGCGAGCCCUCACCCCGCCUUUCGGCAAAUAUGUUGCUGAUGAAGCACGACUAGAGGGCGAGUUUCGGUUCCAACACUCCAGGCUCAUAGACCACAGUGAAGAGGUAGCCCUCUAUCACGGACACGAAGUGGAGAAAGACACACUUGAUAAGGGGUAUUUUACACUUAUCAAGCAUGUGAAUUAUAUCCUCCGGCGGCGGUUCUAUCACGGUAUCAUGGAAGAUUUUGUGAUAAAGUACUUCUGGGGAGCACUAGGUCUCUUGCUCUGUAGUGUACCAGUGUUCUUUAAACUUCCCGGUCAGCUAGGUGACACUAUAAGCAUGGGUGAUCGGACAGAGACCUUCGUCACAAACCGUCGUAUGCUGUUGAGUGCAUCGGAUGCCUUUGGCCGAAUCAUGUUUUCGUAUCGCGAAAUAAUGGAGCUGGCUGGUUACACGUCUCGUGUAGCAUCUCUGUUACAGGUGAUGGACGAUAUACAGGCGGGACAUUUCGAGAAGAAGCUUGUAUCAAGCUCAGGCACCGAGGAGCACGAGGCUGUGUUAAAAGGUCGCGGCAAAGUGGUUGAGAGCAAGGAUAUCGAGUUCAUCGAUGUUCCUAUCAUCUCGCCCAAUGGGGAUGUGCUUGUGAAAGCAUUGUCCUUCUCUUUGAAACAAGGCGAUCAUCUUCUGGUCGUCGGUCCCAAUGGUUGCGGCAAGUCAAGUCUUUUCCGUAUUCUGGGUGGCUUGUGGCCGGUCUAUGGUGGUACUGUGUACAAACCACCUUUUACAGACAUUUUCUAUAUACCCCAGAGACCAUAUCUAUCCCGAGGCAGUUUGCGCCAGCAAAUCACCUACCCGGAUAGCCUGCGUGCUGUACGAGCACGUGGAGUAACCGACGCUCAAUUACUUGAUAUAUUGAAGAUUCUAUCCCUUGAACAUCUAGUGGAGCUUUACCCCGAAGGCUGGGACGCUGAAGCCGAAUGGCGAGAUGUCCUUUCAGGGGGGUUGCAACAACGCGUAGCUAUGGCCCGGUUAUUCUAUCACAAGCCGAGAUACGCGAUCCUUGACGAGUGUACGAGCAGUGUAACAUUAGAGACGGAGAAGAUUAUGUACGAUAAUGCGAAGGCGCUGGGCAUCACUCUUAUGACUGUUAGUCAUAGACGGAGUCUUUGGAAAUACCACAGCAGAAUUCUGCAAUUUGAUGGACAAGGGAACUAUGUCUUCACGAAGCUGGAUGCUGAAAAACGGUUACAGCUCGAAGAUGAGAAAGAAGAUCUGGAGGUGUUACUGAGACAAGUUCCCGAGAUUGAGAGGCGAAUAGGCGAAUUGACAGCCGAAUAG
This is a messenger RNA of Xylaria bambusicola, 2130 nucleotides long. RefSeq names its product ABC transporter transmembrane region 2-domain-containing protein. Bases 1 to 2130 code for a protein of 709 amino acids. The record is from RefSeq and is a predicted model, not a curated record. Gene Ontology annotation, molecular function: ABC-type transporter activity; ATP hydrolysis activity; ATP binding. Lineage: Eukaryota; Fungi; Ascomycota; Sordariomycetes; Xylariales; Xylariaceae. Gene Ontology annotation, biological process: peroxisome organization; very long-chain fatty acid catabolic process; long-chain fatty acid import into peroxisome. Gene Ontology annotation, cellular component: peroxisomal membrane. The transcript has 3 exons.